AUGCCUAAAGCUCCUCGCCGGCCGCUCCUCGCCAGGGUUUGCACCGCGAGCUGCGUUCCUCUAUCCCAAACCGAACCGCCACGGCACCCGCCACCGAAAAUCAUCGCGCGGUUAAUAGGCAAUUUCCGCCGCUCUGAUCCCACUCCGGAUGAAGGCGUGACGUUCGCCCGGCAAAGCAAACCCGGGGCUCGUCCCCCACAUCUCCUCCGCUGCUCCGGAAAACGGCCGGCGCUCUCCAACGAGCCGCUCUCUUCCCGGCCGGAAAGGCGUCUUCCCCUGAUUUCCCCGGGAUGCAGCCGGGAAACGACAGCGGCGAAGGAGCGGGUGUGGAAAACACGGGUGGAAAAGCCCAGAGGCGGCGUGAAAGCCCACGAGCGUUCGAGGUCUUGGCGUGUUCGGUUUGGACCGGCGGCGACGAAGCCUGGGCGGCUGCGGGCGUCGGGGCAAGCGACGGCGGGAUGCUCCCGAGCGGAGGCAAAGAGUUACGAGAUCUCAUUCAGUGACCUGGGGGAUGGAGGCUUUCUGCCGGUGCCUCGCCGGCUGAGCCGCCGCGGUUUACGUUUCCCCGCGCCGUCGCUGGAGCGGCUCCCAGUGAAGCCGGCGAUCGUCUCCCCGACCGGGGAUGGCUUUCGUGUUUAUUCGGGCCGCUCGCCGAACCGAAAUCAGGCCAAAAGCGGAGGUGGGCAUCGACCUCACGUGGCUAAUGAUCCCGCGGCAGCUCCCGCCGCCCGCAUCGGCUUCCCCCGCAUCCGGGAGCGGCGGGGAUAUCCCCGGAACGUGACUGUCGAUGAAAUCAUGUCCGCCUACAAGCAAGCCUGCCAGAAGCUGAACUGCAAGCAGAUACCCAAACUCCUGAAGCAAAUCCAGGAAUUUAAAGAUCUGGCUCCCAGGAUAGACUGCUUAGACCUGAAAGGGGAGAAGCUGGAUUACAAAGCCUGCGAAGCGCUGGAAGAAAUCUUCAAGCGGGUCCAGUUCAAAAUUGUCGAUUUGGAGCAAACGAGCUUGGAUGAAGACGGCGCCUCGGCGUUAUUUGACAUGAUCGAGUAUUACGAGUCGGCGACGCACCUCAACAUCUCCUUUAACAAACACAUCGGCACCCGAGGCUGGCAGGCAGCCGCCCACAUGAUGAGAAAGACGAACUGCCUGCAGUACCUGGACGCCCGAAACACGCCUUUGCUGGACCACUCGGCGCCCUUCGUGGCGCGCGCCCUGCGCAUCAGCAGCAGCCUGGUCGUCCUGCACCUGGAGAACGCCAGCCUCUCCGGACGCCCGCUCAUGCUGUUGGCCACGGCGCUGAAGAUGAACAUGAACCUGCGGGAGCUGUACCUGGCCGAUAACAAGCUGAACGGGCUGCAGGACUCGGCUCAGCUCGGCAACCUGCUGAAGUUCAACUGCUACAUACAGAUACUCGACCUGAGGAACAACCACAUCCUGGACUCGGGCUUGGCGUACAUCUGCGAAGGGCUGAAGGAGCAGCGGAAAGGGUUGGUCACCCUGGUUCUGUGGAACAACCAGCUGACUCACACCGGCAUGGCCUAUCUGGGGAUGACGCUGCCUCACACGCAGAGCCUGGAGACGCUCAACUUGGGCCACAACCCCAUCGGGAACGAAGGCGUCCGGAACCUGAAGAACGGCUUGAUCGGCAACCGCUCCGUCCUUCGCCUGGGCAUGGCGUCCACCAAACUGACCUGCGAAGGCGCUGUGGCGGUGGCGGAAUUCAUCGCCGAGAGCCCGCGGCUGCUUCGCUUGGACCUGCGGGAGAACGAGAUCAAGACGGGCGGCCUCAUGGCGCUGUCGCUGGCGCUGAAGGUCAACCACUCGCUGCUGCGCCUCGACUUGGACAGGGAGCCCAAGAAGGAGUCGGUAAAAAGCUUCAUCGAAACGCAGAAGGCUCUCCUGGCCGAGAUCCAGAACGGCUGCAAGCGCAACUUCAUCCUGGCCAAAGAGAAGGAGGAGAAGGAACAGAAGCUGCAGCAGUCGGCCUCGAUGCCGGAGAUCACCGUGACGGAGCCGCUGGAGGAGGAUCUGGCAGAGGACGGGCGAGACGGCAGCGCCGCCUCCGCUCCGGAAGAGGGGGAAGAAGCCAGGGAGACCCCGACGGCCUCGGAGAACGGCGACGCGGAGCCGGCGGAGGAGGACGACGGAGGCGACGUGACGGACUCCGAUUCGGAUACGGACGAGGAGGCGGACGCUGGUUUCCUGCCCCCAGACUCUUCCCCAGUCGCCUCCCCUGCGCCGAGGGAUCCCGCCGCGGCCCCGGGGCGACGGAGGGAAGGAGAGCGGAGCAAAAUGAGCCCAGCCGGGGCCUUCCCGGCCCUCGCUGGACGCCGCCACCUUCGCCUUUUCCCUUUUCUAUCUUCCUCCGAGGAGGAGGAGGAGGAGACCCCGCGCCGGCGCGGCGGCGGUCCCGCCGGGAGGUAA
This is a messenger RNA of Nipponia nippon (crested ibis), 2421 nucleotides long. Lineage: Eukaryota; Metazoa; Chordata; Aves; Pelecaniformes; Threskiornithidae. The record is from RefSeq and is a predicted model, not a curated record.